AUGCUGUGUGUAGCUCAGAGGGAGGGGCAACACUCGAACCCAAAAGUUCGGUUACAUGAAGAUCCUUUGAAAAUCCCGACAAUCACAGACACCACGACUUUGAGGAGAGAAGGUGGAGUUGGCUGGGGGCUUUGCUGCCGCCCGCCCUCCCGGGUCCCCGGCGCGGGCGCGGCUGGGCUCAGCACCUCGGAAAGCGCCCCCUCGCUGCGCGCGGGAGUUACGCAUGCUCCUUGCCGCCCUCCGCCUCGGCAGCGCGGGUGGCAACACAAUUCUGUAGAGCCCUGCAGGCAACCCACUCGGAUUGACAACAGCCGAGAGACCGAGACACUCGCGGACCGCCAGGCACCAGAACGAGGGGGACGAAAUUUAGGGACUCUUUCUGUCAAAGAAAGAAACCUCGCCCAAGCAGAAACAGGGGAAGCGACCGAGGGAUUUGAAGAAGAGGCUCCUUCUUCAAACAGGAUAGCUGGAACGCCGGCCGCUAGGCUGAGAAGCUGCGCCCCUCAACUCGGCUCCGAAGCAGGCGCUGCGCUCUACUCCUGCGCCCGAGGCGGUGCUCUGCACGCUGGGACCGCCCUGUCUUCAGCGGCCACUUUGAAAGCUUCAGCUCACGUCCUGAGCGCUCACCUGGGGACUACACCCCGGGCGAACCCCGUUCCUUUCCGUCUUGCCCCCUGGAAGCACCUGCGCAUUCAGGUGGCUGCUGCUGCAACGGUAACUACCAUGGAUAAGGCCAGUGGAGGGGGAAAUCUGGCAGAACUCUUCCAUCUGAUCCCGGACCUCCUGGAGGUGGCCAACGUGAGUGGCAACGCGUCGCUGCAGCUUCAGGACUUACUGUGGGAGAUGGGGCUGGAGUUGCCAGAUGGCGGGGCGCCAGGGCACCCUCUGGGCAGCGGCAAGGCGGAGAGCACCGACGCCGAGACCUGCGUGCGGAUCCUCAUCAGCGUAGUGUACUGGGUCGUUUGCGCUCUGGGGUUGGCCGGCAACCUGCUGGUGCUUUACCUGAUGAAGAGCAAGCAGGGCUGGCGCAAGUCCCCCAUCAACCUCUUCGUCACCAACCUGGCGCUAACAGACUUUCAGUUCGUCCUCACCCUGCCCUUCUGGGCGGUGGAGAACGCGCUUGACUUCAAAUGGCCUUUCGGCAAGGCCAUGUGUAAGAUCGCGUCCAUCGUGACUUCCACGAACAUGUACGCCAGCGUCUUCUUCCUCACUGCCAUGAGCGUGGCGCGUUACCACUCGGUGGCCUCGGCUCUUAGGAGCCAUUGGACCCGAGGACAUGGCCGAGGGGAGUGCUGGAGCCAGAGGCUGAGGGACAGCUGUUGUUUCUCCGCCGAGGCGUUGUGCGUGUUGAUCUGGGCUUCAGCCACGCUGGCCUCGCUGCCCAAUGCCAUAUUCUCCACCACUGUCGAGGUGAUGGGCGAGGAGCUGUGCCUGGUGCGCUUCCCGGACAAGCUGCUGGACCGUGACAGGCAGUUCUGGCUGGGCCUCUACCACUUGCAGAAGGUGCUGCUGGGCUUCGUGCUGCCGCUGGGCGUUAUCAGCCUGUGCUACCUGCUGUUGGUGCGCUUCAUUUCCUCCCGCCGCGUGGUGGGGGCCGCAGCAGCCAGCGGAGGCCUGGCUGCCGUCAGUGCCCGAAGACGGUCCAAAGUCACCAAAUCGGUGACCAUUGUGGUUCUGUCCUUCUUCCUGUGUUGGCUGCCCAACCAGGCGCUCACCACCUGGAGCAUCCUCAUCAAGUUCAACGCGGUGCCCUUCAGCCAGGAGUAUUUCCUGUGCCAGGUGUACGGGUUCCCCUUGAGCGUGUGCCUGGCACACUCCAACAGCUGCCUCAACCCCAUCCUCUAUUGCCUCGUGCGCCGAGAGUUCCGCAAGGCGCUCAAGAACCUGCUGUGGCGCAUCGCGUCUCCCUCGCUCACCAGCAUGCGUCCCUUCACCGCCAGUACCAAGCCAGAGCCCGAGGAUCAGGGGCUGCAGGCCUUGGCGCCGCUGCACGCCGCGGCAGAGCCAGACUUGCUCUACUACCCUCCAGGAGUUGUGGUCGACAGUGGGGGGCGCUACGACCUGCUGCCCAGCAGCUCUGCCUGCUAA
Molecule: messenger RNA, 2088 nt
Organism: Nycticebus coucang (slow loris)
Lineage: Eukaryota; Metazoa; Chordata; Mammalia; Primates; Lorisidae
Gene: RXFP3
Product: relaxin family peptide receptor 3
Exons: 3
Coding region: 1-2088 (695 amino acids)
Biological process (GO): immune response; G protein-coupled receptor signaling pathway
Cellular component (GO): membrane
Molecular function (GO): G protein-coupled receptor activity
Source: RefSeq, a predicted model, not a curated record